CUUGCGGUUGACAUUCCAAAAGAACGUAUAAAUAAGGGCUGUGCUUGUGGCUGUGCCUGAUAAUGUGUUGCAAGACGGUUUUCACCUCCCGUACUUUUCAAGAAUUAAGCUUCGCGCAGUGGUAACCACCUCUACACUCUUAUACAGAGAGAAAUUAACUCGAGAACACAAAUCGGUAUGAACUACAAAAAUCUCAAUCUAAACAAAACUCAUAUGAAAGUAUACAUAUUUGCAUGACAUUGCCUUUAUUUAUUUUACUAGGGCCAUGAAAUCAGUUAUUCUAUACACGUUACUCGUUGCAUUUUUAAUGGCAACGCAAGUUCAGGCAUUUUCUUGGGACAAAUGGGCAAAGGGAAGGAACUGGGGAAGAAGCCCAAAUGUAAACUAUCCGGCCACAGGAAUCAAAGAUGAUUAUAAAAAGUGGAAACAAGCGAAAGGUAAGAUAGCAUAACCUGACAACCAUUUUCCGUUUAUAAACCGCAUUGUAGUGUACAGGUAUAUUUGUAAACACUCUUUUUAGGCCACCACCAGCUAGUAGCAAGAUUCCCGUUUCUGAUCAACUUUGAUUUGAUUGAGUGAAGGACGAAAGUUAAAGUGCAUAAGAAUUGCGCGAUUGUUUUAUGUUCAUUGAGCUUUAAUUAUUCAUUGAAGAGUAUCCAUCAACGUAUACACAGUGGCGUAGCGCUCAUUGGUUAGGGUUAGUUCAAAAACUAAGGGCCCCCAACAGUUAGGGGCCCCCAUCAGCCACAGAGUCUAUCGCCCAGAAAAUUGGAAAACGUAAAAAAUGCAGGUGAAGAAUCAAUGGGAAAAUGCGAAAUUAAUAUAGUGCUACAUAAUAAAGCCUCCAUCGACGACGGUAGCUGAUUUUUUAUGCCAUCUCAAAUUAAACAAAAGUUAUUCAUAAAAGUUGUUACAUAUGUUGUUAUUGUUAUUGUUACUGUUAUUGUUAUUGUUAUUGUUAUAGACACGGAAUUUUCCAGAACAUUCUAUAAAUAUUCAAUAUAAAUAUAAUAUCUCAGUCAAACAAUGACAACAGGGGCCCCCACACAGAAUAUGCAUGCCUAUAAGGGCCCCCUCUUCCUCCGUUACGCCACUGCGUAUACACUGAUAAAUAGAGAAAAUACAGGACCAAGAGCUGGGCCUUGUGGGAGAACAAUACUCAGCCUCAGGUCGAGAAUGGAAGAGGAAGGGCCAUUAAUGUGUUCAAACUGACUUCGAGAAUCGUGAUGAUAUGGCGAAUCGUUUUGGAAUUGCAUGGUGGAACUGUUCUAUACAAUAGCAUUGCUAAUGGAUCAAAUGCAGCAGACAAAUCAAGUAAAACAAAGAUGACGGAUUCCUUCUUAUCCAAAAUGUCAUUCUGCUGCCUCAAUAAAGUUUUCUCCAUACUAUGGAAUGCCUUGUACGCUGAUUGGAAAACGUGCAAAAUCGUUUUCAACAAUUGGCAUUAGCUAAGUUGAACAAACACUGUUUUUUCUGAUCGGCUUCUAAAAAACGUGCAUGGGAUUGGAAACAGGACGGAAAUUGAUCCAUGGCAAUUGAAGGUGCAUCAAGAAGACUUUUUCCUUGCACUAUUUCAACCUGACAUUUUUGUAUCUUAUAGUAAAAUCGUGUAAGAGUGCAAGGCUUUGUUCAUCAGCUGCUGCUUUUAGAUAUCUUUGAUCUAUGUUUUUCUGUUUCUCUACAUGUCACUUAUUUAAUUAUAAUAUACUUGCUUAGAUUCAUAGAUCAGAUUGUUGACCGCUUGAUACUGAUUCACGAAAGAUGUCCUAUCGAUCAAAAGUUUAUACACCGCCACUCCCACUCGCAAUAAACAGAAAUAUGGAGUUUUUGUCUGUCGAGGUUGUGCCGCGGUAUCGCGCAUUCAUUAUUGUCGAGUUUUAAUUAAUCUCCGUUGCAGGCUUAAGAGUUAAGAAUUUAUGAUCAUUGUGGAGUUUUAAUUAAUCUCCGUUGCAGGCUUAAGAGUUACGACUUUAUGAUCUUCAAUUUAUACACCGUCAUAUCAGUGCUUGUUCCAACAAAGCAAACAACUUAUUAUUUAUAGCAAAGCAAAUUAAUUAGACAUAUGACUUAUUAGUAUAAUUAUUUUAAUUAUUUUCAGAAAAUAUUUUUCAUGGACGAGAAGACAGAACUGGUCGACUAAAAAGAAGCUUACUUCGAAGAAUCACAAAGGGCGAACAUGUGAUGAUGUAAUCAUAGAUCAUGCCUCACUUCUUGUCUUGUGAAAUUAUUUUAUUGUAAAGUAAUGAAAAACAUAAUGUUAAUUUGAUGCUAAAUAAAUAUAUAUUGUUCGAUUGCUG
Molecule: messenger RNA, 2297 nt
Organism: Paramuricea clavata
Lineage: Eukaryota; Metazoa; Cnidaria; Anthozoa; Malacalcyonacea; Plexauridae
Source: the annotation of a GenBank genome assembly